ACGUCGACAUGAGAGGAAGAAAGAAACACAGCUUCACAGUGCCGAGUUUUGUGACAACGGGGAAAGAAAACAAUUAUUCCGGCACUCUUCUGGCAGCGAGAUGCUACGACGUGUUUUGUUGCCUGUAACGUAGUGUGAAGAGAAGAAGCUAGCUAGUUAGCUUAGCCACACAGUCUGACAGCCAGCGUCAGUAGCCUGUAGCUAAGUGAUUACUUCCCUUUGACCAACGUUCAGACGAAGAAAUCAUGACGCAGAAAGUCAAUCUGUGUUCAGUUUCCCUCGGAGUGGAGGGUAUGACUUGUGGCUCCUGUGUCCAGUCCAUAGAGCAGCGCAUCGGGUCGCUCCCUGGAGUGAUACAUAUAAAGGUUUCCUUAGAGCAGAAAAAUGCAACUGUCAUAUUUGACCAGAGCCAACAGAGCCCAGAGUCUCUGUCAGAGGCCAUCGAGGACAUGGGCUUUGAAUCAAGUCUAUCAGACUCCAGUGCAGCCACACCCGUCUCGACAGAUACCCAGCUGAUCCCCACCUCAGGCCUGGCACCUGCAGCCCAACAGGAGGCUUUGGAGAAGCUAUCCCAGAUUCAGGGAGUGCUGGAUGUCAGAGAGAGCCCAGCCCAGAUGGGUUUCACUGUUACCUUUGUUCGUUCCCUGACUUCCUCACAGCAGCUGAGUGACCUGGUGGCCAGCCUAACGCCUCUGGAGAUCCCGACACCCAGCAGCCCCAUGGAAAAAGGCCCAGCCUUGUCCCCGUCUCACACCACAGGAGGCGGGGUGGCGCUCCUUAAGUUGAGCAUUGAAGGAAUGACCUGUCACUCCUGCACCACCACUAUUGAAGGGAAGAUUGGAAAACUGAAAGGGAUUGAAAAGAUCAAAGUUGUUUUGGAGACUCAGGAAGCUACAAUUGUGUACCUGCCUUACCUCAUCACUGUCCAAACCAUCACAGAUCAGAUUGCUGUGGCUGGCUUUAAGGCAUUUGUCAAGUCUAAGCCUCGCCCCCUGAAGCUGUCCCCCAGUGAAAUCGAACGUUUUGUUGAUUCUCAAAAGACAACAGUCUCUUCGCCAUCGGAGACAUCAGAGGAGACCGAAAUUUUCGUAGACACGACACUCACCACGCUCAGGGUGAAAGGCAUGCACUGCCGUUCAUGCGUGGUCAAUAUACAAGACAAUAUCUCUUCGCUGCCUGGCGUCUCUUCUGUGGUGGUCUCUCUGGAGGAGGAGAAGGCCUCCAUCUGCUACGAUCCUCUGAAGGUCUCUGAGGCUCAGUUGCAGAGAGCCAUUGAAGCGCUGCCUCCAGGAAACUUCAAGACUGAACCCUGGGACACCUCUGGCCUUGUUUCCACAUCGCCCACGCCUGCCUUACCGUCACCACAGCCUGCACGAGUGACUCAGGCCAAACCUGCUGCCUCACAGCCAUGUUUUACUCAGCCUCUAGCGUCUGUAGUUAAUAUUCACAUAGAGGGGAUGACCUGCAACUCCUGUGUCCAGUCCAUCGAAGGCAUGAUCUCCCAAAGGAAGGGGGUGAUCUCAGCGCAGGUCUCUCUGGCUGAUCACCAGGGGACCUUUGAGUAUGAUCCCCUCCUGACCACGCCAGAGGAGCUGAGGGAGGCCAUAGAUGACAUGGGCUUUGAUGCCUUCCUACCAGAGACCAACUCACUGCUGCCUGCACCAAAUCCAAAUGUGUUAAAGUCUUCAAGUCUAGCACAUGUGAAAGAGAAGGAGCCGGACAACGACCUACACAAAGAAGCCUCGCAGGGACACACCAGAGACACACACUCUAAAUGCUACAUCCAGAUUGGAGGGAUGACCUGUGCUUCAUGUGUGGCAAACAUCGAGAGAAACCUCAAAAACGAACCUGGUAUCUACUCAGUUUUGGUUGCACUAAUGGCCAGUAAAGCAGAGGUGCGAUACAACAGCGAGCUCAUUGACCCUGUGAAGAUAGCUGAGUGUGUGAAAGAGCUGGGCUUCACUGCUUCUGUUAUGGAGGACUAUGAAGGUUCAGACGGAAACCUUGAACUCGUGGUCAGAGGAAUGACGUGUGCCUCUUGUGUGCACAAAAUCGAAUCCAGCCUUAUGAGAGAAAAGGGUAUUAUAUAUGCCUCUGUUGCCUUGGCAACCAACAAAGCACAUAUUAAAUACGAUUCGGAAAUUAUAGGGCCACGAGACAUCAUCAAGCUGAUUGAGAAUCUGGGCUUUGAAGCAUCUUUGGUAAAGAGAGACCGCACUGCCAGUCACCUGGACCACAGCAAAGAGAUCCGACAGUGGAGGAAAUCUUUCCUGGUGAGCUUGAUUUUCUGUGUGCCUGUGAUGGGCAUGAUGACCUACAUGAUUAUCAUGGACCACCAGAUGAACGCUUCACAUCGACACAACGCCACAGUGGAGGACCGCAACCACUACCACUCCACCAUGUUCCUGGAGAGACAGCUGCUCCCAGGCCUCUCCAUCAUGAACCUCCUCUCCUUCCUCUUCUGUGUGCCUGUGCAGUUCAUUGGAGGUCGCUACUUCUACAUUCAAGCCUACAAAGCCGUCAAACACAGAUCUGCAAACAUGGAUGUGCUUAUAGUCCUGGCUACCUCAAUAGCCUUCACAUACUCACUGGUUGUCCUAAUAGUGGCCAUGGUGGAGAAGGCAAAAGUCAACCCUAUCACGUUCUUUGACACGCCACCAAUGCUGUUUGUCUUCAUCUCCCUGGGACGCUGGCUAGAACAGAUAGCCAAGAGCAAAACAUCUGAGGCUUUGUCGAAGCUGAUGUCUCUACAAGCCACGGAGGCCACAGUGGUUACUCUCGGCAGUGACAAGUCCAUUCUCAGUGAGGAGCAGGUGGAUGUUGAGCUGGUGCAGAGAGGCGAUGUGGUGAAAGUCGUUCCUGGAGGGAAGUUUCCAGUCGAUGGGAGGGUCAUCGAGGGGCACUCAAUGGCCGACGAGUCUCUGAUCACAGGUGAGGCCAUGCCGGUGACUAAGAAGCCCGGGAGCUCUGUGAUUGCAGGCUCCAUUAACCAAAAUGGCUCUCUGCUCGUCAGCGCUACACAUGUUGGCAUGGACACCACGCUGUCUCAGAUUGUCAAACUAGUGGAGGAGGCUCAGACUUCAAAGGCACCCAUCCAGCAGUAUGCUGAUAAGAUCAGUGGCUACUUUGUGCCCUUCAUUGUUGGCAUAUCCUUUCUUACGCUGAUCGCCUGGAUUGUCAUUGGGUUUUUAGACUUCUCUCUAGUGGAGAAAUACUUCCCUGGUUACGACAAGAGCAUUUCCAGGGCCGAGGCAGUGAUUCGAUUUGCCUUCCAGGCCUCCAUAACAGUGUUAUGCAUCGCAUGUCCCUGUUCCCUCGGCUUAGCAACCCCGACAGCUGUCAUGGUGGGCACAGGGGUCGGAGCCCAAAAUGGCAUCCUGAUAAAGGGAGGAGAGCCACUCGAGAUGGCACAUAAGGUCCAGUCAGUGGUGUUUGAUAAGACUGGGACCAUCACAUAUGGUGCCCCGAAGGUUAUCCAAGUCAAGAUAGUUGUGGAGGGGAACAAGAUGCCUCGUUCCCGACUGCUGGCCAUCGUGGGCACAGCUGAGAACAACAGUGAACACCCUCUAGGAGCAGCUAUCACCAAAUACUGCAAACAGGAGCUAGGCACAGAGUCUCUUGGCGCAUGCACUGACUUUCAGGCGGUGCCAGGCUGUGGCAUCCGUUGUCAGGUCAGCAACACAGAGACACUGCUGAAACAGGCCGACAGCGACAGCGAGGACAACAACCAGCGCAACAGUGUCCUCGUCCAGAUCAGUGACACCCUGACGUCCACCAGCUCCCAUCCACUCAUCAUGGACCCACAGCCACUUAGCCUCGUCCACACAGCCGCCUACGUUGUCCUGAUCGGUAAUAGAGAGUGGAUGAGGAGGAACUGCCUGCAGAUCAGACCAGAUAUAGAUGAAGCCAUGACUGAGCAUGAGCGCAGAGGACGCACUGCUGUUCUAGUAGCUGUGGACAAUUUGCUGUGUGCCAUGAUAGCCAUAGCAGACACAGUGAAGCCAGAGGCCGAGCUGGCUGUCCAAACUCUGACCAGCAUGGGUUUGGAAGUUGUGCUGAUGACCGGAGACAACAGCAAGACCGCAAGAGCCAUUGCUGCUCAGGUGGGUAUCAGGAAGGUGUUUGCAGAGGUGCUGCCCUCCCACAAGGUGGCCAAGGUGGAGCAACUGCAGCAGGCAGGAAAGAGAGUAGCCAUGGUGGGCGACGGUGUCAACGACUCUCCUGCCCUGGCCAUGGCUGAUGUGGGCAUCGCCAUAGGAACCGGGACAGAUGUGGCCAUAGAGGCAGCAGAUGUGGUGUUGAUCAGGAAUGACCUCCUGGAUGUGGUUGGCAGCAUCGACCUCUCUAAAAAAACUGUGAAGAGAAUCAGGAUCAACUUUGUCUUUGCUCUUAUCUACAACCUGGUUGGCAUUCCUAUUGCUGCUGGUGUAUUCCUGCCAAUUGGCCUGGUGUUGCAGCCCUGGAUGGGCUCUGCUGCGAUGGCGCUGUCAUCCGUCUCUGUGGUUUUGUCCUCCCUUCUACUCAAAUGUUACACCAAGCCCAGUGCUGAGAAGUUGGAGGCCAGACUGGGUAACAGCAGGCGGCAGGGCAGCCUUUCUGAUGUCAGUGUCCACAUCGGCAUGGGUGAGAUGCGUCGUCCCUCCCCCAGACUCAGCCUCCUGGACCGCAUUGUGAACUACAGCCGUGCCUCCAUCAACUCCCUGCGCUCUGACAAGCACUCUCUCAACAGCUUGGUGCUCAGUGAGCCCGACAAACACUCACUGCUGGUGGGGGAGGCGCUGUGUGAGGAGGAGUUUUGCUGAAAAAGUCACAUGGGCCGGCAACGACUGUUAUAUACUUAAGUAGACGGUCAUUUAUUCAAGGCUAGGCCAAGCUGAAAGGGUUACACUGAAUAAUGGCCCAUCCAUCUGCUGUAGGUGCCUCAGGGCAGCACUUUUGACUUGAAAAAAAGCUUACAUGCCCCCGGUUUUCUUUUAUCGCAACCAGCUGAUCACGUGCAUUUCAGAGCGUGAGAGGGCAAUUUUCUCUCCCUCAGUUGCAGACUAUCUUUUGUUGAGGUUGCUGCCCUCGGGCACACUCUUCAACCAACCCUGAGACACUCUCUGCGUGUCGGGGGGCAUGAAGCAUCUUCGGAGCCUUGAAGCAGGUGUCCACAUGCAGGAAGCAGAGUGACGACGAGCUCUGCCACUGUGGUCACCAGCCAGUACAAUCUCAAACACUUAUCCAAAGACAUUUGAACAGUGGUGCCCUGUGUAAGAGUGGACACCACUGAGAUAUAUUUUAACUAAUUUCCUUAAACGGAAAAUUAUAAUAACACUGUUGUAUUAUUCUGUUUCAGAGUAUUUAUAUUAGCCUUAUUUAUCUUUUUUUUCAUUAUAUCCUUUGUGAAAAAAAAUGAAGUUGUUGAAUCCAAAUGCCAAUUUUCACUUUCAAUCUCCCAAAAUGUGUAAUAACUGAGUAAGGUAAAAUGUACUCAGUCAAUCAAAGAGGUCUUGAAACUUGCUGAAAACAGAUUUUUGUGCAGAGUGCUAAUGGAGUGAGCUGUAAAUGUCAUUGUUCCCGAAGUGCCAAUUGAAGUGCCGCCUUGGCAAAGUCCAACACAUUCCAAAGAUAGCAGUGUACAGAGGUUACCUUGGACUUAAUGUGCACAAAGUGUGAACACAGAUUAGGUCAUCGACUCACAGCAGAGGCUGUGAGUGGUGGCGCCAACUAUAGAAGUCUCUUGUCAGAGGUUUCUGUAGUUGUGUCGACCCUCUGCAUCUUUGGUUAAUGAUACAAGAUGACUGUCAAUGAAUGUGAACAUUAUUCGCUGUUAAACAGAAAUUGUUACAUGGAUGACUUUGUGCUUGAAUUACUUUGUUUGCUCGUUGCAAAAUGAAGGGUUUGUGUUGUGAUGCAGGUUUUUAAGAAAACCAGGCCUUUUUCAUCAGAGACUUUUUGACUUGUCUUAACAGGAAAAACACUAGUGUAGAUAAUAAAAUAAAUGGUGGCCGAUGAUCUGCAACCCCAUAAUUCCAACACCUCUGAAGACUACUGCAGACAGAAAAAAUUAGCAGAUUACGAUUGGGUUUGGUUUUGAGUUGGGCUGCACAAUUGAAAUUUGAAAUACUAGGAAAAUUGCAGUAUGGCCACAUGCAAUAUCCAGAUUGCAGGAGAUGCAGUUUUUUGAGAAAGGUUAAAUUUGUCACAAUAAAGCAUUAUAAAUGAAUCUAUUCCAGAUGUAAGGGAACGCACAUGAAAAAGUAAAUUGUGAUCAUAUUUGCUUUGGGGGUUUUUUCAAUAAAAAUAAAACGUAAAAGAGGCCUAUUACACUAAAAUCACAACUUGUAUCACAGUCUGUCAAAAGAUUUGCAAUUUUUUUUUUAUUUAUUUAUUUUUUUUUAUUUUGCAUAUCCUGCAGGCCUAAUUAUCGGUUCACUUCUCACAAGUAAAAAUGUCUGCUGUGAAAAAGGCCCAUUGUAAAUGUGUUUGUGUUCUGUCGUCACUCUUGACAAGAUGUUACUGUCUCCAGGAAUUUCUUUACAUGGUGCAACUCUUUGCUGUUUUUUUAUGUGAUUCACACUGUUGCACUUGAUCAAAGACACAUCAGGAUCAGCAGACUAAACAGAGCUGCGUCUCAGCAGUUCCACCAAACAAGUUACUGAGAGACAAAUGUUGAUUAAGUAGAUUGUUUCUUAACAAUCACAUUGUACAGGUUGUAGAAUUGAGAUCUCACCUUACAAUUGUAGAAGGCUCUUGUGAAACUGCUUUAUUUUUUCUCCUGGUAAGAUACUACAAAGAUUUUCUGCAUUUCUAUCUGCUUUGUCAAAUCAGAAGAUAAUUACUACAGUCAAGUUACUUCUGGAGAUGUUAAUUUUUGAUGAUGAAAAGAGCCAUCAGUUUGUCCUGCCACUUUCCCAUCACAUAUUAGCUUCUGUAGCUGUCACAGCUCGCUGAGUGCAAUCAUGCCAAUCUGUUGUUUUUGUGCACUGCUUUGUAAAGACGUCCAUAGGGCUUCAGAUCUGUGUGAGCCAGUCCAUGUUUGCUGUCUUUCAUCCUUCCUCUGAACAUUAUGUGCCUUGGAAUAAAAUGCUUUUGUAACGUCGCUCGGCUCUGUCCACUUUCACCAGAAGAUGGUGCUGUGGAGCCGUCAGCCAAAACAUGCAACAAACACCAGUUACAAGAUUUCAUCAAUUUUAUUUCAUCCAGUUAGUCUAAACAUCACAUCACCCCAGUGUACUGCAAAACAAAUACAGUUUUUUGUCAUAAUAUUUCUUUAAAAUAAUUAUUUUAAUCAAUGCAAACUGUAAAUGACUUCUUCCCAUUGAAUCGCUUUGUAUCGCUUUGGCUGUAGUGACACCACAUCUGAUUUGGUAGAUUGAAGCUUAACAUAUUAGGUAGUUAAUUUAAUAUUUUAGAUCACUUUAAUGGGGAAUUAGUUCUCAUUAGAUGCAGUCAGAGGGACAACGUCUACCAAAAGCUGAGUUUACUCCGUAAUUGAUCAAGAAUGAACUGAAAUUGCUUUUAUGUUCAGGGAACUGAACAGGUUUAAUAUGUUUUUUUUUUUUAAAUGUGCAGCAUUUGUAAUCUGUCACAACAUUGUGCUUUUAAGGACUAAAACACCUGUAUUUGGAAAAAAUGCUACAUUCAGUUAACCUUUAACACUAGAAUAACAAACUUCACUUCAAACCAGCUAGGGAACAGCUCCGACUCCGACACAUCUCUCUGGAAACACCGACGAUCUAAAGUAAACUUACUUAUACAGCAAUAUAUGUCAGUAGAUUUACAGUAUAUUAAACAUUAAACACCUUACAGAAAUUACACACCAUGGUGAGCAAAAGAUGCAAUGAAAUCAAAUCAUUGUUCACAAGCAUUUUUGAAUGGAUUUCAAAUGUAAACAUUUGCAUUACUUAAACCAAAUGAUUUUAACACACAAUGGAAUCUAAAAUAAUUUUUAAAGUUUAAAAAUGAGGAUAGGUUUGUUAAAUGCUGCUUGUUGGUUUUGUCGCUUCAAGUCCACCUUUUUUUAAUCUUGCCCCUGAUUUUAAAAUAUCCACUGAUAAAUCUAGCAUGUGGCUGUACCGUCUCCUUGAACUCUAGCUGUUAUUUAAACACAAAGUCAUCAUUUUUAUACAUCAGCAGGCCCACACAGCACAGUUUGCACCAACUGUGUCCAAACAUACCAGACGAGCAUUAUCAUCUGAAUACUGACAGCAGGUACAGAACAAAAGUUACAACAUCAGGCUGCACCUGCUUUAUCUCUGUGACGGUGGGUGCUGAUACGUGUGCAAUAAAUAAUGCGUGCAUGUUUCUCACUUUAACGGCAACAUAAUGAAAUACUGAGCAGGGAGGUUGUUAACGAUCCAAGAUUUUAGCUGGGAACUCACCACGCUGAGGUCAAAGUAAUUCUGUAUGACAAGUUGAUAACAGUAAAUGUCAUAUUUAAAACAUAUAUUGGUUAGAUGGAUCUCUCUGUAUAUAAUCCUUGCCUCAAAAAAUACUAUCUUGUGAAAGUUUUUGUCAUUUUUUCCAAGUAUUGACAUCCAUAUCUACUAUAUGUAUAUAUAAAUAUACUUUAAUACUUCAAAACAUAGGAUAAAACUGCCAUAAAUCUAAAAUGUGUCUCUUUGUGCGGUAAUAAUCAAGUCUGUGUAAGGCAUGAAUGAGUUGGUGAAUUUUGGUGGUAAGUAUGGUGAUCACAAAAUCCUGGAUUCAGGGUUCCCACAAUUUUUUUACCAGCUAAUGUUCAAAGCUUUCCCAUAACUCAAGAUUACGUUGGAGAUGACAGUCUGACUGCAGCAGCCUCCAUUCAAGUUAAUGCUAUCCAUCAGAAGUAACUGUCACCAGCAUCAUUUAUUUAUUCAGCACACUGACAGUGAACGGUCCGUGUAAUGCUGAUCAAUCUUCCAUGUAAAAAAAACUGUUAAAAAACAGUACACUGAAUCCAGUUUUUCUAAAACCGUGUUUCUUGUUUGACAAAUCAAUGUAUGAUAAAGAUGUUUUUUAUUUCAUUUUUGGAUGUUGCAUAGAGAAAUGGAAAUUUUAAAAAUAGGAAAUAAAAGAGCUUUUGUGGAAAAUAAAUUCCCCUUUAUUUUGACACUUUUCCUCACUUGCCUCACUUCCUUUACCUCACUUCCUUUCCUCAACACUGAUUGUUUCCUUUCACUCUCUGCUCUCAGUUACCUGAUUGAGUUCACCUGUUUAUUGUCUGUUGUCUAUUUAAACUCUGCUCACCCUUUCCCUCAUCUCUCCAUCAUCACAUGGGUUGAUAGUGCUGGUAAGCAGAGUUUAUCCUUUAUCCUGAUUAAGAGAACUUUGUUUCAUUUUGUGUUUGCUACCCCCUUUAUGUUCCAAUAAACCGAAAAGUAAACAUUCAAGUCUGAUGCAUUCUGACUGAAUGUGAUAUGAAUGUGAUAGCACAUCUCUCCCUCUGAACCUCCUCAGCUUUUACUUCUGUGGGUGUGGCUCUAAAAUCUGUACAGUAGUACACAGGUUUUUAGAGCCCUAAAUUAGGCCUGUUAGAUUAAUUAAACAUUGAUCUGACAAAUAAAAAAAAUACAAUUUUAAAAAACUGAGUUCAAUUUACCAGUUUUCCAGUUUUGUUUUUGAAUGGAAAAUAGAACGUGUGAGUACCACACAGACUGGAUAUUUACGUAUCUUACGUGUGAGGGAUCUCAGUGUGGAGGCCUUGGUUAACCGCCUGUUUCUCUCCUGAUGUGACGUCGUGCUUCUUCCCCCAAAAGGGGGCGUGGUCUACACAAUGACACUAUGCCAGUCUGGUCUGUGGUCAUCACAUGACAUUAGUGACAGUGGUGUGUCCAUACUUUUUUUAACGGAGAUGUCCCAAGUAGGGCACCGACUUAUGGAGGGUGGCACGAAGUACGAGCACUGCUGCGGGCAGCGUCGACUGUGUCGCCAUAGCAACAGAGUGACACCACAUAAGUGUAAAAUUACUUUCUGCUCUCCGCUCCAAAUAAAAACACUUCUUCUUCCUUUUCUGUGGCUUUUUGGCAGGCUAGACACAACUCUGGCACAAUAAUGCCUUUCAGGUUUAAGACUGAAUUGCACCUAUAAACAAAAAUGGAUAAAGAGCCUUCAUAAUUGGGUGGCACCUGGACACGCCCCUGACUAGUGCCGUUUCAACAGCAGCGCAGUAUUUGACUUCACAUUAGUAGCUUACGGAACAUAUUUUAGGUAACAUAGAACUUGCUUGGGUAUUUUG
Messenger RNA from Plectropomus leopardus (leopard coralgrouper), 10201 nucleotides. RefSeq names its product ATPase copper transporting alpha (gene atp7a). Gene Ontology annotation, cellular component: membrane. The record is from RefSeq and is a predicted model, not a curated record. Lineage: Eukaryota; Metazoa; Chordata; Actinopteri; Perciformes; Serranidae. Gene Ontology annotation, biological process: monoatomic cation transport. Gene Ontology annotation, molecular function: ATP binding; ATPase-coupled monoatomic cation transmembrane transporter activity; ATP hydrolysis activity.